AUGUCUUCCGAAACAACCCAGCAGGAAAGUCAGACAUCUCCACUAAAGCAAACUGGAUGGCCAAUGUUCUAUUGUCCCAGCUCACAAACUCACGAUGCCGAAGAAAUUGCAAGGAUCCGUAAAGAAUGCAAAAAGGAAAGUUUCUGGUACAGAGCUCUUCCUUUGUCUCUUGGGAGCAUGCUUGUCACCCAGGGGCUAGUCUCAAAAGGCAUUUUCUCAGCAAGCCCAAGAUUUGGUGCAUUACCUAAGAUGGCAAUUGCUGGUGUCUUAGGUUUUGCCAUUGGAAAGAUGUCGUACGUGGGAGAAUGCCAAAAAAAGUUCCAGAAAAUUGGUAUUGUACCAUCUUGUCCGCAACAAAAAAGGCAUUGUCAUCAUACUUGCAAAGAAUGUGAAGCAAAAUUAGGAUCAAAUGAGAAAGAAGGUUCAGUUCCUUCAGCAUCUUAGACCCAGACUUUUUCCGCAGCUCUUUCUCA
Chroicocephalus ridibundus (black-headed gull) is the source of this 473-nucleotide messenger RNA. RefSeq names its product OCIA domain containing 2 (gene OCIAD2). Lineage: Eukaryota; Metazoa; Chordata; Aves; Charadriiformes; Laridae. Gene Ontology annotation, cellular component: mitochondrial inner membrane. The coding region runs from base 1 to 444 and encodes 147 amino acids. The record is from RefSeq and is a predicted model, not a curated record. The transcript has 7 exons.